This is a messenger RNA of Theileria orientalis strain Shintoku, 2220 nucleotides long. RefSeq lists its product as uncharacterized. Lineage: Eukaryota; Apicomplexa; Aconoidasida; Piroplasmida; Theileriidae. Gene Ontology annotation, biological process: tRNA pseudouridine synthesis. Gene Ontology annotation, molecular function: pseudouridine synthase activity. The record is from RefSeq and is a predicted model, not a curated record.
AUGGAAAAGGCAUAUCUGAGUAGUGUGAAUGAUUUAUUCUCAAAUACCUGUAGUAGUUGUUUUAAAAAUCUGAUUUGUGCUAUAAAAAACAAUGUUGAAAAUAGCGAGACCGGUGACCAGAAUGCAGAUAAAAUUAUAGUAAACAAGAUUGAAAAUAAAAUUGUUGUGGAAAAAUUGUUAAACUGGGAAGAAUAUGGCAGAGACUUAAGUAAAAUAUGUAUUGUUUGCAAAAGUUGCAAACUGAACGGAGAAGUAUUGCUAUUCAAGGAAAUAGAAUUCAUAGAUUUUGUAAGUGUGACUGCAAAUUAUGAAAAGGAGGUGGAACUGGAUAAUUUUGAUCCAUAUGAGUUUUAUUGCUGUUUUAAAGUAGAUAAGGAAAAGAUAGGAGUUUAUUCUGACAUCAAUAACAUCAUAAACCACAGUAACAGGGCAAUUAACAGUUACAGUGAUAAAAUAUACAAAGGGUUCGACUUUGGAGUAAUCAGUGUGUAUCUAUCAUCAGAGAAAAGUUACGAUAACUUUAAAAACAAUUUGGUAGAAGUAAAUAUAAUUAGAAAUAGUGAAAGUAGUGUAAAUGAGUUAAAGAAUAAAACAGAGUCAAGCAGUAAUUCAGAUGUUGUAUCACUUAGAGUCACGUUAAACGGCAGUGUGAAAGAAGAGGAGUCGAAUGAAAAAAUAAAUAUUAAUUUAAGAAAACUAGCUGAAUUGAGAAUAAGGGAGCUGGUGUUGGAGUUUUUCCUGAAAGAAAGACUAAAGUACAUAGAAAGUAAUCCAAGAGCGUAUGGAAACUUUGAAAGUCUGUGUAAGGACAGAUUGGUGUUAGAGCAGCUGAUAAGACUGAGGAUAAACGUACGGGUAACAUUAAAUGGACAAAACAGUGACGCUGAGGGUAGUGACUAUAAGGUCAACUGCAAGUUUGCAAUAUCGAGAGAUGUAGUAUCAUUUAUGGGUUACUAUAACAAGUUCUCGAGAUGCAUAAGUCAAACAGAAUGGAUUUUAGGUGACAGGGAUAUUCUAAGUGUAGAGGAGCUGAUAGGAGAGCCGCUACUGAAGGUAACUCGAGGAAAGAAGUGUAAGUUGGUGGGAUGUGGACGCGAAGAUGUCGACGUGAGGAACCUGGGAAAUGGAAGGAAGAUACUGAUGGAAAUAUACAAGACAAGAGCGGAUCUGUUCAUAAUAAUACACUCCCUGCAACUUUUAACAGCUGAUCCAGGUGCAUAUUACGACGCGUGUGACACGUUGGAUACUGUUGGUGUAGUGGGCGAUGAAGCCAGUAUGCUAGCAGAUAGUGAUACAGAUAGUGGCACGGGCGCCAGCGGUAUUGGAGAACAUAGUACGGCAAUUGGUGGUGAUGCCAGAAUAGUGCCCGUUGGUGAUGAUAGUGGUAACAGCAUGGGAAUCGGUGGCAAUACAGGCAGUAUAGCUGUUGCUGAAAACAUUGGAAAUAAACUGUUGAAAAACUACUUCGUAAAAACAGAAGAGGUACCAAGUCACGACUGCGCCGUUGUAUUUAAGUGCACGGGAAUGACGUUUAACAAUAAAAACGUGAGGAAACAAAUACAAAACCAAAGCGAACUCAACAGCAAAAGCUACAACUGUCUAAUAUUCUCAGAAGAAAAACUCUCCUACGAUAAGGUGAAGGAAGUGGAGAAUUACGAGUACCCAAUGACAAUAAAGCAAAACAACCCGAUAAGAAUAUCGCACAGAAGAGCGCAGGAUGUGAGAAGCAAAGUAAUCUACGACCUCAAGUUGGACCUGAUACACCCGAGAAAACGCAAGCAGGUAAGCGAAGAUGAAGUAGGUAGAAGGAAGGAAGACGAAGAGAAAAGACUAAAAUCAUAUAUAUUCAGGAUUGUACAUAAAGGAGUUCGUAAACGGAGACCUGGGAAGGACGAAUCCAAGUCUGAAGGGAAUGCUGAAGACGAAGCUCCACGUUGUAAAGCUAGACGUGAUAAACAUCAAGAGGAAGAGAAGUGUGUGUACGAUAAAGGAGCAGCAAAGAGGGGAAUGGUAGCAGGAAGAUGGCGUAAAAACAACAUUGGAAGACAAAAGGCGCAGAGAUGUGAGCAUGAGACUUAUUCACAAAACAGAAGAACAUCAACGGGCACGUACAAACUGCCGAAGAGGAGUAAUGAAGAUACCAAUGGGGCAAGUAUGCAGUGUUGUGCCUUCCUAGGCGAUUUUCAUCCAUUCACCUCAAUAAUUUUAGAAUCGUUUUAA